This is a messenger RNA of Pundamilia nyererei, 1399 nucleotides long. RefSeq names its product doublesex and mab-3 related transcription factor 1 (gene dmrt1). Gene Ontology annotation, cellular component: nucleus. Gene Ontology annotation, biological process: regulation of transcription by RNA polymerase II; sex differentiation. Gene Ontology annotation, molecular function: RNA polymerase II cis-regulatory region sequence-specific DNA binding; DNA-binding transcription factor activity, RNA polymerase II-specific. The transcript is spliced from 4 exons. Lineage: Eukaryota; Metazoa; Chordata; Actinopteri; Cichliformes; Cichlidae. The coding region runs from base 243 to 1082 and encodes 279 amino acids. The record is from RefSeq and is a predicted model, not a curated record.
AUGAUGCUUCUGUGCUUCCAGCUCUCUCCCCCGCAUUGUUUCCUCCCACUGGAUCCCAGGCCUUCCGGAAAAAAACCAAAAAGCAGGGUGUGGAGGGACAGGGACCUUACAGCCUCCAGCCUGGCACCAGUGUAUAUCUUAUCAGCCAGCCUCUGCUUGGGCUCAGCAGCAGACCUGUCCGUGUGCACACGUCUUCUCUGGGCAGGUCCAACAGUUAUCAGCACUCCUUAUUGCCAGGACCCAUGAGCCAGGACAAACAGAGUAAGCAGGUACCGGAUUGCAGCGGACCGAUGUCCCCCAAAGCCAAGAAAUCCCCCAGGAUGCCCAAGUGCUCCCGCUGUAGAAAUCACGGAUACGUGUCUCCACUGAAGGGACACAAGCGCUUUUGCAACUGGAGGGACUGCCAGUGUCCCAAAUGCAAACUGAUCGCGGAGAGACAGAGAGUCAUGGCGGCCCAGGUAACUCAGUUUAGGCGCCCGUUAGCGCGGCUAGCUGCAGCUGAGAACAAAACUGCUUUGCUGAAACAACCAGCCACACACUUUACUCUUCAUCCUCUCGGUCUCAUCGUGAUUUGUUUGUUUUUGUGUCCAGGGACCCGCUCAGCAUCGUCCCCCAGCCCAUCAGCCGCUGCCAGGGCUCAUACCGAGGGACCGUCUGACCUCCUGCUGGAAACCCCCUAUUACAAUUUCUACCAGCCUUCGCGCUACCCCACCUACUAUGGAAACCUUUACAACUACCCGCAGUACCAGAUGCCUCAUGGCGAUGGCCGCCUGCCCAGCCACAACGUGUCGUCUCAGUACCGCAUGCACUCCUACUACCCAGCAGCCACCUACCUGACUCAGGGCCUGGGCUCCACCACCUGUGUGCCACCCUUCUUUAGCCUGGAUGACAGCAAUAACAGCUGCUCUGAGACCAUGGCAGCCUCCUUCUCGCCCGGCAGCAUCUCCGCUGGUCACGACUCCACCAUGAUCUGCCGCUCCAUCAGCUCCCUGGUUAACGUUGAUGCCAAGGCUGAGUGCGAGGCCAGCAGCCAAGCUGACGGCUUCACCGUCGACUCCAUCGAAGGCGGCGCCACCAAAUAAGAGAAGAAAAGGAUAAGAUCACACGACAGAAGCUUUAUGAGCUCGGACGAGCUGAAACUUGAUGUUCUUUAACAACCGUUUAAUCGUUCGCUCUAGUUUCACGUUGUCUGCACGUUGUCUGCACGUUGUCUGCACGUUUCCCUUCUAAAGCUCUGUUCUUGUAUUUGUAGAUCAUUUUAAAUCCAGUUCAGGGUUACGUAUCACAAUGUAAUUAACUGGCCAAUGCAGUGAGACCCUUGAUUAGCUUUAAUCAAGAUCAGAUGAUUGAGCGUGAAGCAACUCUUCCAAACAGAAAUAAAGUGGGGUUUUUAAAUGCA